AUGUCCAGUGCAGAGUACUGGGAAAGAGCCAUGGAUUAUGCAGUUUUGGGUCGAUGGUUGUCCUUGUACCAACUCGAAAGAGCUGAAUACGACUAUCGUACCUUCUAUAUCGACGAUCAUGGACCUGAAGUCAAAUUCAUGAGAACGGAUAAGGCACGGUUGUUCAGGGAGAGUAUGAUGGCUUGGGAUUUAAAGGGGAAGAUCUAUGAGCGACGUGCUGCUACUGCAGCUGAAGCAGUCGAGACUGAAGAAAGCAGCAUACUGAAAUCGCUCAUACCAGUUUCUGCCAUACCUCCAUCGCGGUUCAACGUAGAAGCCACCUUCGCGCCCCACGGUUUCAGAAACUCCAUCAUCGCAGACCAAGGAAUGGUGGAUCCCAGGGAAAAAUACGAUCACAUGUACUGGAGCUACCUCUGGAACAUCUUCUCCGGGGCCUACGAAUACGGAGGCUAUCGGCGGUUUGAAGCUACGCCUGUUUUCGCCUCUCAGUCCAACCCAGACCUAGCCACCGCACUCUUCGGGUCCAGCAACAUCGACUCCACUCCCUCCCUCUUCUCCUCAUUCAACGGCCUACUCCUACCAGACUACAUGGGAGCACGCUUCGACAGUGGUAUCAUGGCCAUUGUUCCCGAUAUCUCCUCCCCGACUUCCCCAUCUAAAAUCGCUACGUGGAAGAACACCACACCAAGAGAAUACAAACUCAAGAUCUUCACGCAGAACCGAGAGACCGAACAGACGGGUGGGCUGAUGCAAGAUAUCAAUUCCUUUACAAAUGCCCCACUGGCCGAGCAGGUCAUCAUCAGUAAUCAGAUGAACGGGAGGAGGGAUGAGUUAUAUGGCGAUGAGGAAGACGAGGAUAGCGAUGAACACGACUGCGACGACGAUUGGUGUCCCAUGAAGACGCCUUAUUAUAAACCGACUGAUAUAGCGAAUACGUCGUAUCGUUUGGACGAAUAG
Messenger RNA from Alternaria novae-zelandiae, 957 nucleotides. RefSeq lists its product as uncharacterized. Lineage: Eukaryota; Fungi; Ascomycota; Dothideomycetes; Pleosporales; Pleosporaceae. The record is from RefSeq and is a predicted model, not a curated record. The coding region runs from base 1 to 957 and encodes 318 amino acids. The transcript has 2 exons.